This is a messenger RNA of Eurytemora carolleeae, 2138 nucleotides long. RefSeq lists its product as uncharacterized. NCBI's taxonomy places the organism in Eukaryota, Metazoa, Arthropoda, Copepoda, Calanoida, Temoridae. The record is from RefSeq and is a predicted model, not a curated record. Gene Ontology annotation, molecular function: serine-type endopeptidase activity. The coding region runs from base 42 to 2084 and encodes 680 amino acids. Gene Ontology annotation, biological process: proteolysis. The transcript has 18 exons.
CAAGUAGAACUGUUUAGUUAGCACUGCUUGAUGGAUCUACAAUGAGAAGAAUAUUGAUUCAAACAAUAUUUUCUGUUACACUAUUGAGUGUACACAUAUCAGGAAUAUUUGGACUUGAAUUUUCUUCAUCUUCUCAGAGCUCAAACAGAGUAAAAAGAACACCAGAUGAUAGAAUUAGUAAUAUUUGUCAACAUGUAACAUGCACUGGCUUCAGCAAUAGAGCGGGAGUGGAUGAAAUAACUAUUAGCUGCUGUGGCUGGGGAGGGGGAGGGGGAGGAGGAGGAGGAGGUCCAAGUUCGGAGGAGGGUCCUCCUAAACUGUGUGUUACUGAUGAUUGUACAGAAAGACCUCCUCCCGAGCCAUCAACCACAGAAGAACCUACUGGUUGGCCACCAACCACUGAAGAACCUACUGGUUGGCCACCAACCACUGAAGAACCUACUGGUUGGCCACCAACCACUGAUGAACCUUCUGGUCGGCCACCAACCACUGAAGAACCGUGUGAUGGAGAUGAUGAUUGUGAAUUGAUACCACCUGACCCUGAAUGCGAAGGAGAAGAUUGUGAUGAUUCAUGUGAACCAGUGGACCCUUCCACAACAGAACAUCCAAGAUCUACCACAGAACCCAAUACGUCAUGUGAAGGCGAAGACUGUCCUGAACCUCCAGUUGGACCUACCACAGAACCCAAUACGUCAUGCGAAGGCGAAGAUUGUCCUGAACCUCCAGAGACCUGCAAUAGGUCUGAUAAAAUCAUUCGAUGUGGAGGUCCGAAACCUACUGGAAAUAGAAUUUCAGGAGGAGAAGCUGCAGGGGAAAAUGAGUAUCCUUUUCUUGCAUACAUUCAGUACCGGAAGAAAAAAUUGCGACGAAGUUCUGGUAUGGUGGGCGUGGCAACUAUCUUAUCUGAUAGAGUUCUAUUAACCUCUGAACUUAUCUUCUACAAAAUUGGAGAUGAUGGACUUCCUCUUCCAGCUCUUGAGAACUUUGAUGUAGUUGUUGGUACUGAUACCUACACUGAAAAUCCUGAUACAGACAAAGUUUAUAAAAUAGAGCGCAUCAUUUUUUCUUCAAACGACAAGCUCCAACUGAAGAUAGAAAUGAAAGAUAAGAUUAUCGGCGCUGCUCUAGUGAUCACCAAGAAGCCCAUUAGGUUUACAGAUUAUUUCUAUCCAAUUUGCAUUUCACACCAGAGUGGUGUCCUGGUAAACAAGAGUGAGGAGGGAAUGGUGGCAGGAUGGGGGCAAACCGGAUUCUUUCUGCCAGAACUCAGACGAAUGCAGAAUUUAAGAGAUGAUGGGGAAAAAGUACAAAUCCAAAGUGGAAGAAAAAAUAAAUUAGAUUCUUCUGAUGGUAGAAGAAUAUAUAAUCUGGCGGGAAAAAUAAUUCCAAGCAUAGACAAACUACUUACAAAGGAGUUUGUGCUCAAAGUUUGGGAUGAAACGUGGAUGAAGGAUGUUGAAAAAGCAUUUAGAAAAUCUGGAAAGUCCAAGUCAGUUGUCAAAAAGUUUAUGAAGACCUGGAAACACAAUUUUCUCAAGCUCAAAUCAGAUGCAGAGCAGGCUCAGAGGAUUCUCGCUAAACUGUCAGAUCCAGAGAUUGCAGCUCAUUUCAGCUUAUCUGUUGUAAUAGACUUCCUAUCUCGUGGAAUACCAGUAACUAAAAAGCGACAUGCAUUGGUUGAUUUGGAGGUGAGAGGUAAAGACUGUGAGAAAGCUAUGAAGUCUAAGCUGUCUGAACAAAUCGUUGAUAUUCUCAAACAUUCAAUGAUUUGCACAAGACAAAAGUGGUCUUCUGAGUUGACAACAGGAGGGCCCUGCUAUGGGGAUGAAGGAGCUCCCUUGAUUUUUCAUGAUUCGACUGGUACAACUCAUCUUGGUGGAAUAACCUUCUCUAUACCAAAAUCAAACUACAUAGGAAGUUUUCCUCCUGACUGUGGCUGUGUUUGUCUCCGGGAUGAAAAAGACUACAACGGAAUAUAUGAUGCAAUUAGAAAUAAAAACUGGAUUAUUCAAACACUGAAACCGUUUAAACUCAAGAUUUGUACCAGUCCAGAUGGAAAAUUCGAAACUCUGUUGAAAAUGUAAUUCAAAAGUUAGAUAUUUGUUAUGUAUUAUUUAAUAAAAAAUGAACUCAUUUAA